CCAGGGUCAUGACGAGUUCGAAAAACACACAACCAUGUCGGUUCUGGCAAGGCAAAUUGCGCCGAGUGCGCGUCUCUUGACUCCUGUGACAACUGCGCCUGCUUGUCUGCUUCCGAGGCACUUUUCCGUCCUCAAUCGCCCACAGCCCAAUUAUCCAGGUCAUAUCCCGCUCACGUUUAUCGAGCGCGGCGCCCUAGCUGUGGGAUCAGCUGUAGGGUCUCUUAUAAAUCCCCGCCGAGGAGAUCUGAUUGCUACCCUGGGCGAGGCAACGGCCACCCCGUAUUUCAUAUAUCGACUCCGCGAUGCAAUGCUCUCGGAUGCCACCGGCCGCCGUAUUUUACGCGAUCGUCCCCGUAUUACCUCCAGCACUAUGCCUUUACCAUAUCUCCGAUCCUUGCCUGAGAACUCCGUCGGCCGUACAUAUGCAGCUUGGCUAGACCGGGAAGGCGUAUCGCCAGAUACUCGCAGUCAGGUUCAAUACAUUGACAAUGAGGAGUGUGCAUAUGUCAUGCAGCGAUACCGGGAAUGCCACGACUUCUAUCACGCCGUGACGGGUCUGCCGAUCUUUGUGGAGGGCGAGCUCGCGCUCAAGGCCUUUGAGUUCCUGAACACACUGAUUCCCAUGACAGGGCUGAGUCUCUUUGCCAUGGUGCGGCUGAAGCCAGCGGAACGGGAGAGAUUUUUCUCCCUGCAUCUCCCUUGGGCAGUCCGGAGCGGUCUUGCAAGCAAAGAGCUCAUCAACGUUUACUGGGAGGAAGUACUUGAAAAGAAUGUGGACGAACUACGUCGCGAACUCAACAUUGAGGCACCGCCGGAUCUGAGAGAAAUCCGUCGAAUGAUUAGAAGACAGCAGAAGGAGGAGAAGCAAAGAAUGGGGCAACAGACAGCGUAA
Penicilliopsis zonata CBS 506.65 is the source of this 892-nucleotide messenger RNA. RefSeq lists its product as hypothetical. Bases 35 to 892 code for a protein of 285 amino acids. NCBI's taxonomy places the organism in Eukaryota, Fungi, Ascomycota, Eurotiomycetes, Eurotiales, Aspergillaceae. Gene Ontology annotation, biological process: ubiquinone biosynthetic process. Gene Ontology annotation, cellular component: mitochondrial inner membrane; mitochondrion. The record is from RefSeq and is a predicted model, not a curated record. The transcript is spliced from 2 exons.